Molecule: messenger RNA, 1438 nt
Organism: Engraulis encrasicolus (European anchovy)
Lineage: Eukaryota; Metazoa; Chordata; Actinopteri; Clupeiformes; Engraulidae
Product: Ferritin, lower subunit-like
Exons: 5
Coding region: 91-615 (174 amino acids)
Biological process (GO): intracellular iron ion homeostasis; iron ion transport
Cellular component (GO): cytoplasm
Molecular function (GO): ferric iron binding; ferrous iron binding
Source: RefSeq, a predicted model, not a curated record
AUAAUUUCAUGUUCACCCAACCAGAUAACAACAGUGAACAGCUCUGAGGACACCCAGAGCUGAGAAGAAGACACACGAAAGUGUCCAGACAUGCAGUCCGCCGUUAAACACAAUUUCCACGAGGAGAAUGAGGCGAACAUCAACAAACUCGUCAAUAUCAAGCUGACUGCGUCUUACACAUACCUGGCACUGGGUAUGUACUUUGACAGAGAUGAUGUGGCCCUUCCCAACUUCUCUUCAUUCUUCCUUGAGCGCUCCGUGAAGGAGAGGGGGCAGGCGGAGAGCCUUCUGGAGUACCAGAACAGCCGAGGAGGAAGAAUCCUUCUGCAGACCGUUGCUAAGCCCACUCGUGAGGACUGGCGUGGGGGUUUGGACGCCAUUACAUUCUCUCUGGAGUACCAGAAGGCCUUGAACAACGCCAUCCUGGACGUCCAUCGCACGGCCGGAGUUCGCACUGAUCCCCAUCUGUGUGACUACCUGGAGAGCCACUUCCUGACUGACAGCCAUGACACCAUAAAGAAGCUGGGCGACUACGCGGGCAGCCUGACGCGCCUCACCUCCAGCGAGACGCACGGCAACAUGGGAGAGUACCUGUUCGACAAACACACUCUCUAAAAAAACAUGUACACACACCCUGAGGGGUAUACUAAGAAGCUGGUUCAGGAGUAAACCAUGUUAAGAGGUAAAUCGUCUAAUAGAAGAGCCUGGAGUCCUUAAUUUAACAUGGUUUACUCCUGAACCAGCUCCCUAGUAUAGGCCCCUGGGGUGUAAAUUCCAAUAAUGAACCUGGCUUAGUUGACCGACAGUGAGUAAGCCUGCCAAUAGAUUGCCUGGAUGCAUUAAGAAAAUCCAGGCUCCAGGCUCUUUUAUUUGCUAAUUUACGACUAGUUCCAGAUUCAACUUAUCUUGGAUUGCUACUGGAUUUUUACCCCCCGUGUGCCAUUUGUAUCCCUUCAACUUUUCAAACCCCGUUCAUCUGUAGCAUGGGAUGUCUUGUGCAUGCGAGUGGGUUUACAGCGGACCACUGUUGACUUCUGAAAGAAGAAGAGGUCUAAUCCUCUACUAGUUGUUGUGUUUUUGUGAAGUGGCACACAUGCACAAACCACCCUCACCCACCCUAGUGUGAAGUCAAUUCUCUUGUUAAUGAUGACCUUAUACCUCAGUAUACAGACCUGAAUCAUGUCUAGUGCUUAUACCUCAAGUUGAAACUCAGACAUUUCUCAUAGUUCGGUGCUAGAAAGUUACCAGUUUACGUCAUACAUAGAUCAAGCAUUCCGUCAGGAUUUUUUUCUUAUGUCACUCCUCUCCUUGCCUGUAAGCUCUUGCGUACGCAAUAUUUGGUUACACAUUCCCUAAAUGUAAACAGCUUGGUUCAUUUUAUUGUCACAUUUGAUAAACGAGAUUUCUUCCAAUAAAAAUAAAAUGCAAUGCAAACAUA